AUGCGAGAGACCAAUUACAGAUCGGUGACUGGUAAUCGUGCUACCGUUAGUAUAUCUCAGACCGUUUACGAUAGAAGAGCUUUGGAUAAUGUUUCUGAUUUACCAUUAAUUAAUUCAUUGAACCAUCUGGCGUUCCUAUGCUCCACGUCGACCCUGAUAAGAGAGGCAAUGUCUCGUGACGGUGCGUUGGAGCGGUUGGUAUCAAUUUUACACGAAUGUUAUAUCCCUAUAACGAAUUUGCCACAGGUUAUGGUAUCUUCGGCACAGAAUCAAUCCAAUCCAUUACAAACGGUCAAGAGAGACAGACAUCUGGCAUAUUUAUCAUGGAAAUGGACGUUGGCUUAUCAGUGUUUGGUAUUGACUGGUACGAGAGGUACACUUGGUAUAAGAGAGCAAGUGGUGAAGUCCGGCAUAAUUCCGAUUAUUGCUACUGUAUUGGAUAACUAUAUGAUCUAUUGUAAGAAUUUCGAUUUCAUCAACAAUACGGCCAUUCCCUUUACGUUUAGUGAACUAGCAGAUUUGGAUUCGGAUCUAUUCCAGUUUACGGACGAUGAAUUGAGGAAAUCAAAUGAGAAAGUGGAUCCCAAGGACUCUUACUAUAAGGAUUUCAUAUCGAUGGAAAGGUUGAAAUUGUUAUUGGGACCCACCGAGAACCAAUUUGAAUUUGACUUGGAGAAUGUAGCUGGCCUACAUUUGAAACCUAACUUUAUUACAGAAUUGGAUACAGAUUGGCAAAGUCUUGCUCAAGAAGAGUUAUGUGUACCUUUACCGGGCUCUGCACUGGAAAAUGUCAUAAUCUUGCCACCAAGAAGAUUCUUUUUGGGUAAAGUGAUUCCAGAGCUAGAUGAUGUUACAUGGGCUGUACAACUUCUGGCAUUCUUGACUAAAAACACUGCGGUGAAGCCAAUACUACAGAAUACAAAUCUCGUCGGUACACUUUCGUUCAGGCCGAUUCUUGAGAAUGCAAAGAUCAGAAUGUCAAAAAAUAUGGAAUUGGACAUGACACCCCUAACGUUGCACGUUGCCGGCGAAGAAGAAGCGGAUGAUGAAGACGACGAUGAAUACGACGAAGAAACUGAUGAACCUCCGGAGGAUAAGAUGGACCUUUCACCAGACCUCACUUUAAUAGAAAAAUACUUCAAAGAGAUUGAGCAUCUUUGCCUUGUGAAAGACACCGAAGAGGAUGAAGAAUAUAACAACAACAAUGUCGAUAUAUUUGAUUUCAGGUUGAGGAAGGAGGAGUCGUUACAUGAUAAAUUCAAGGAAUAUUGCCAGCAGCAUGAAUUCUCGAAAGAAUUGACCGAUGAUGACUGGGAUAAGAUUUUCAAUAGUGACACAAUGAACCUAUUCGCCCUUGUAGAAAGGUUUACCGUCAAGGGCUCCUUAAACGAAAUCGUGCACUACUGGAGCUCCGUGGUAAUGAGAAACUCGUGCAGGAAACAUGAGGCUACAGGAGUCAGGCAGUGUGCUAAUUUCAGCUGUGGGAAAUGGGAAGAUCAUCCAAAACAGUUCCCCAAAUGUAGAAGGUGUAAGCGCACCAAAUAUUGCUCAAGACUGUGCCAACUGAAAUCAUGGGAAUUUCAUAGGUACUGGUGUCAAGAAUCAAACUCAACAAACACCACUGGAAAUAGUACAGGAGUUCAAACGCCUACCAGAGACGCUUCUGAAUCAGACACGGAUCCAGAACAUCAGAAUACCCAUCAUCACCACCAUCAUCAUCAACCGCAACAACAAAACCCAACAGAAGCUACAACAAUCCCUCCAACUACUCCUUCCACAACAGGCUUUGGAGAUACGAUCAUCCCAACACCAAAUACAACCACUGAGCGGUACCGAACACCAGGUGAUACCGAUCAUCACCUUAGCGAGGACACCUAA
Kluyveromyces lactis is the source of this 1878-nucleotide messenger RNA. RefSeq names its product MYND-type zinc finger protein MUB1 (gene MUB1). Gene Ontology annotation, cellular component: MUB1-RAD6-UBR2 ubiquitin ligase complex. The transcript has a single exon. The record is from RefSeq and is a predicted model, not a curated record. Bases 1 to 1878 code for a protein of 625 amino acids. Gene Ontology annotation, biological process: ubiquitin-dependent protein catabolic process; establishment or maintenance of cell polarity. Lineage: Eukaryota; Fungi; Ascomycota; Saccharomycetes; Saccharomycetales; Saccharomycetaceae.